AUGUACUGGUGCCGACCUUUAAAUCUUCUCGACAAUAUGAUUAUCCUGGGGUCAUUCACUACCUAUCUUUCAUUAGGUUUAUUUGUUGUCAUUUAUCUCGCUUGCUACGACUCCCCAGGUCCUUUUAUUUGCGCUUCUACGAGAUUUUUUGUGGUCCUUGCUGCACCACAUAUAACAUUCAUCGGAAAUCGGCCUGUUAUCAUUGUCGAAAACUACGCCAUAUUCUGUGGAGAUGCUGAUGAAAAGAAGGCAAGAGGCUGCUCGAUAGCUGUGAGAAAGAACUACAACAACCUGGUGGAAGAGUUUGCUCAACGUCGUCUUGAUGUGCCCUUGCAUGUCUUAUCGUAG
Messenger RNA from Necator americanus (New World hookworm), 348 nucleotides. RefSeq lists its product as uncharacterized. Lineage: Eukaryota; Metazoa; Nematoda; Chromadorea; Rhabditida; Ancylostomatidae. The transcript is spliced from 3 exons. Bases 1 to 348 code for a protein of 115 amino acids. The record is from RefSeq and is a predicted model, not a curated record.